CACGGCGGCCAUCUUUACUUCGGGCGGAUGGGGCACUGCACCUUCGACCGUGGCGGUUCGGUCAAGUUCGGGCAGUGACUUUGCUUCUGUGGUCCGGUUCUGUCGCCCUCUUUCUGCUGAGGGCAGUUCUGGCGGCGGAGUUCCGCGGGGCCUAUGCGAGCGCAGAGGAGGUACAUGAAGUUUAAAGCUCCACAUGGCUGGUAAAAGGUCAUCAGGUGGGUGGCCGCAGCUGCUUCUGGGGCUGCUUGUCACAGUAGCUACCAUCCACCUCAUCGCCUGUCCAUAUACCAAGGUGGAGGAGAGCUUCAACCUGCAGGCUGCACAUGACCUGCUGUACCACCAGCUGGACAUGGACAAGUAUGAUCACCAUGAGUUCCCUGGAGUUGUCCCCAGGACGUUCCUUGGACCAAUGUUGAUUGCAGUGAUCUCCAGCCCCAUGAUUUAUGUGCUUUCGCUGCUGGAAGUGUCCAAAUUUUAUUCUCAGCUGACAGUCAGAGGAAUCCUUGGACUUGGUGUGAUUUUCGGACUCUGGACAUUACAAAAAGAAGUAAGACGACAGUUUGGAGCCACAGUGGCUGCCAUGUUCUGUUGGAUAACAGCCACACAAUUCCACGUCAUGUUCUACUGUACGCGGAUGCUUCCUAAUGUGCUGGCCCUGGCCAUGGUACUGCCGACCUUCACAGCCUGGCUGCAGCACAGAUGGGCCCGCUUCAUCUGGCUCUCAGCCUUCACCAUCAUCGUCUUUAGGGCUGAGCUGUGCCUGCUACUGGGCCUCAUGCUGCUGCUGACUUUGUGCCAACGAAGGGUGUCUGUGGCCAGACUGUUCCAGCACGCCAUCCCAGCAGGGAUUCUCUGUCUAGGACUGACGGUUGCUGUGGACUCCUAUUUCUGGCGAUACCUUGUAUGGCCAGAGGGAGAGGUGCUUUGGUACAACACCAUCCUGAACAAAAGUUCCGAUUGGGGUACCUCCCCACUCCUGUGGUAUUUCUACUCGGCUCUGCCCCGGGGCCUGGGCUGCAGCCUUCUCUUCAUACCCCUGGGUGCAGUGGACAGAAGGAUGCGUGCACUAACCCUGCCAUGCCUGGGCUUCAUAGCUCUGUACUCACUGCUUCCACACAAGGAGCUGCGCUUCAUCAUCUACACCUUCCCCGUGCUCAACAUUGUGGCCGCCAGAGGCUGUGCCUUUGUGCUGAAUAAUUAUAAAAAGUCUUGGCUUUACAAGGCGGGCACUCUGCUGGUAAUAGGACACCUCAUGAUAAAUGCGGCAUACUCGGCUGUGUCCCUCUGUGUGUCCCAUUUCAACUAUCCUGGUGGUGUUGCAAUGCAGCGGCUCCAUGAGCUGGUGCCCCCCUGGACAGAUGUCCUUCUGCACAUUGAUGUGGCUGCUGCCCAGACGGGUGUAUCGCGGUUUCUACAGGUCAACAGCAACUGGAGGUAUGACAAGAAGGAAGACAUACAGCCUGGGUCAGCAGGCAUGCUGGACUACACACACAUCCUCAUGGAGGCGGUCCCCCAACACCUGGCCCUCUACAAAGACACACACCGAGUCCUGGCCAGCAUCAUGGGCACCACAGGUGUGAGUGUAAACAUGAACAAACUGCCUCCCUUUGACAUCACCCUGCAGACGAAGUUAGUGCUUCUAGAGAGACUGCACAGGUCAGCCUGAGGGGAUCAGGGCCGUCUUGCUGUACUAGUGUCCUGCAGCACUGAGCACAGCCCGUUCUUCAGCACCAUGGGGUUGAUACAGGAAAACAGACCAAAGGGCCAACAUGCUACCAACAUUCACCCCUGUAACAGUCAGGGCCUUGUCAUAUCCACCCCCAGGACACAUGGCUAAAAGAAUGAGGAUGUUGGGGCUGCAGAGAUGGCUUAGCGGUUAAGGCACAUGCUUGUGAAGCCUGAGGACUCAAAUUCGAUUCUCCAGGUCCCAAGUAAGCCAGAUGCACAUAGUGGCACAUGUGUCUGGAGUUCAUUUGCAGUGGCUAGAGGCCCUGGUAUGUCCAUGCUCUCUAUCUCCCUCUGUCUCUAACAAAUAAUCAUAGAUAAAUCUUAUUGUAAAAAAUAAGGACUUGAGCUGGGCAUGGUGGCGCACACCUUUAAAUCCCAGCACUUGGGAGGCAGAAGUAGGAGGUUCACCAUGAGUCAAGGCCACCCUGAGACUACAUAGUGAAUUCCAGGAGAGCCUGAGCUACAGUGAAACCCUACCUCAAAAAAACAACAACAAUAAAAAAAAAAACCUGAGGACUUGGGUCUUGCUGGCAUCCCAGGAGCCAACAUGCAGGGUGACAGUGGCCCACCUAGACCUGUCUGGCAUGGCUGGGUGGCCAGCAGGAUCACUUAUGAUCCAGGCUGAGCAGUGGCCCCUACCAUGUGCUCCCCACCCACGAGCCAAGCUUCUUGGCCAUGGCCUGAGGGAGACCACAGUGCAUGCCAGGGCCUCAGCACUGUGGACAGUGCCUGCUGCUUCUGAUUGCUGUAGCCUCUGUUCAAAGGCACAUCAUCUCCAUUUUAUAAAACAUUUAGGAGAUAAACAUGUUCAUAAAGGGACAAGAAUAAAAGCUGUAAAUGUUUUCUUAUGCA
This is a messenger RNA of Jaculus jaculus (lesser Egyptian jerboa), 2580 nucleotides long. It is a transcript of the gene Alg12, whose product is annotated as ALG12 alpha-1,6-mannosyltransferase. Gene Ontology annotation, cellular component: endoplasmic reticulum membrane. Bases 194 to 1666 code for a protein of 490 amino acids. The transcript is spliced from 10 exons. Gene Ontology annotation, molecular function: alpha-1,6-mannosyltransferase activity. Gene Ontology annotation, biological process: protein N-linked glycosylation. Lineage: Eukaryota; Metazoa; Chordata; Mammalia; Rodentia; Dipodidae. The record is from RefSeq and is a predicted model, not a curated record.